Populus euphratica (Euphrates poplar) is the source of this 2174-nucleotide messenger RNA. RefSeq names its product RNA-binding protein 24-B-like. The coding region runs from base 655 to 1554 and encodes 299 amino acids. Gene Ontology annotation, molecular function: RNA binding. The record is from RefSeq and is a predicted model, not a curated record. The transcript is spliced from 6 exons. NCBI's taxonomy places the organism in Eukaryota, Viridiplantae, Streptophyta, Magnoliopsida, Malpighiales, Salicaceae.
GAUUUUCAUUGGACAACCUUGCCUACUAUCGUCGUGGGUGUCCACUAGCAGCUUUUUUUGUCUUCUCCUUUUCCCUUCUUCUCCUUCUUAAUUUUAUCAUCUCUCCUUCUCUAUGUAUUGAUGCUAUAUAUUAUUCUCGUGUACAUAAAUAUAGUAAAUAUUUCAUGAGAGGGUUUCUCUUCUCUUCUCUUCUCCUCGCUUGUUUCUCUCUCUCCCCCUUUAACAGUAAUGAUUUUCUCGUUACGGGCAUCGUUGUUAAGGAAUCUGAGGAGUUGUGGUUGUGAAAAAGUGGCAGAUAAAGCAUUAGAAAAGCCACUAGUAGAAGAACAAGAGCAAGAAGAAGAAAAACGGACAGAAACAUAGAUAGGCACACGAGUGUUUUGUGCGCGUAGAAAAGAAAGAGUGCUUGUUUUGUUGAUUGAUGCGAUCAUCAUCAAAACAAACGGCUCUUUCUGGCUUUUUUUUAAUACCCUUCUCUUCCUAUUUCCCUCUUUAUUUGGUCUUUCUUGGGGGUGGUUGAUUUUUGCUCUGGUAACGAGUGUUUUGUUGAUUGAAGGGUAGUUCGUUUAUUGAAGUUCUCUUUUUUCCACCUUGUUUUGUUUGGUGCUUUUUUUUUUUGUAUUGGUUCUACUGUGUACAAUUUUUUGUAUCAUCAUGGCUCAAAAUAGGCCGUUUCAGAUGGCCGUGGGUGGUGGCAAUUCGAGGCACUACAAUGACACGACUUUUACCAAAAUCUUUGUUGGUGGUUUGGCCUGGGAGACACAGAGAGACACCAUGAGGCGUUAUUUUGAACAGUUUGGAGAGAUCCUGGAGGCUGUUGUUAUCACAGAUAAGAACACGGGAAGAUCCAAGGGCUAUGGCUUUGUUACAUUCCAGGAUCCGGAGGCAGCCGUGAGAGCUUGUCAAAACCCAUCGCCAGUGAUAGAUGGAAGGAGGGCAAACUGCAAUCUUGCGUCACUUGGUGGCCAAAGGAAUCGUCCACCAACUCCUCAACAUGGCACAGGACGGUUUAGACCAGUACAUGGAUUAGUGGCUCCACCUACUUUUCCUGGUUCCUCGGCUCCAUACAUCCACCAACCCUCUGGUCAAUACUCAUUUCCUUAUUCAGCUUAUGGGUACGCUGGAUAUUCACAGGAUGCCAUGUAUCCCUUGAGCUAUUACGGUGUUUACGGAGGACAACAAUUCUCACCUUACUAUACUACUGGAGGGGCAUCAGGAACACCAGGGAUGUUCCCACACAAUCCCUACCCAUUCUAUACUCAGUAUGCACAGAGUAGCCAAGCACAUGGUUUUGGAAUUCAAUAUCCCCAAAUGGUACAGUACCCUUAUUUACCUCAACAACAUGGAUCCACGGGAACCUUAUCACUUCCUUCUUCUAUUGCAAUGGCGACCACUACUGCAGGGGCAGCAGCCACAAUGACAACGACUACGACUACAACAGCAACAGCAACAGCAGUGGCAGCACCAACAGCAACUACAGUGGUGGUGGGAACAGGACCAGGUGCUUUGCAAGCCUCUGGAGCAGCUACUGAACAAAAUUCAUCAACCGAAUAAGUUUGGAACGUCAUUCAUUGUCCUCUCACAAGACGGACAACAUCCACAAAUCGCGGACCUAGAAAAAAUGAUUGGAAAAAAAAAGAAUAAGGAAAAUAUUCUUUCAAGUCACUGAUUGAAAAGGAGGAUUAUGCCUGAUCAUCAGCUAGCAUAGCAAUAGAAGGAUCCAAGAAUUCAGCAUAAGAUUGUUCCAUUUCAUGGAAAAAGGCAUCUGAGAUACAAAAGCCUCACUCCACUAACUCUUUUUUAUUAUUUAGGGCCCCCCCAAUAUUAUCAACUUCAUCGUUAUACAUGUUCCGUCUAGGACACUGGGGAGGCUCCAGUAGUUGUUAACAUUAAUUAGGAGGAGAGAUCAUAUUCAUUUUAUGUAUUAGCAUAAGGUGGAUCCAAUAUUGGCUUUGGAUUCUACCCCGGAUACUAAUCAGCAGAUUGUUAUGUCUUGGAAGCAGAGAGCAUCCGACAGCAUACUCUUGUUUAUAUUCGGCAGUAAUCAGGGUUUGAAGAUUGGUUUUAUAUCUUUGAACCCAUCUUGGUCAACAAGAAAGUUGGGCUAAGAACAACUCGGUCAUUAACUUGUACUUUUUUUGCUUGUUAAUUACUCAUGAUUGAUUACUUUUUUA